Molecule: messenger RNA, 1530 nt
Organism: Penicillium concentricum
Lineage: Eukaryota; Fungi; Ascomycota; Eurotiomycetes; Eurotiales; Aspergillaceae
Exons: 4
Coding region: 1-1530 (509 amino acids)
Biological process (GO): transmembrane transport
Cellular component (GO): membrane
Molecular function (GO): transmembrane transporter activity
Source: RefSeq, a predicted model, not a curated record
AUGGCCAAUGCUUCCCCGGUCGCGUCCUUAGCGGAUGAAAAGGGCGUGGUGAAUUAUAAAGAAAAUGUGAUGGAUAUCGCUGCGGGAAGAGGCAUUCCCGCCACAGAUGAUCAUGGCCAGGCCCUUGUGGAAUUCGAUAAGGCUGCUGAGUCGAGGUUGCGUCUAAAGAUCGACCUAUAUAUCAUUCCCACGGUGGCAUUAAUGUAUCUGUUUUGUUUUAUCGAUCGGGCAAACAUAGGAAAUGCUAAGCUAGCUGGCUUCGAGGAUGACCUCGGACUCGAAGGGUUUGAUUACAACAUCGUGCUGUCGAUCUUCUUCAUCUCAUAUAUCGUCUUUGAGAUCCCGAGCAAUCUCAUGUGUAAAUGGAUGGGGCCUGGGUGGUGGCUGCCAGGCAUUGAAGUCGGCUUUGGCAUUUGCUCCGUCGCGACAGCAUUUGUCAACAAUAUUCAUGAGGCAUCCGGUGUUCGCUUUCUUUUAGGUUUGUUCGAGGCAGGAUUGAUGCCUGGAAUCGCAUAUUAUCUUUCGCGAUGGUAUCGACGGAGUGAACUUGCCUUCCGUCUGGCACUAUAUAUCGUUAUGGCUCCACUAGCCGGCGCAUUUGGUGGCCUUCUAGCUUCUGGUAUCCUGAAGCUAGAUAGUUUCGGCUCUCUCUCGAGCUGGCGAAUGAUCUUCGCGAUUGAAGGCAUUAUUACUAUCUGUAUUGGUGUUGUUUCAUUCUUCACCCUGACCGAUAGACCGGAGACGGCGCUAUGGCUCUCACAAGAAGAGAAGGACCUAGCCGUUGCCCGUGUCAAGUCUGAGCGCGUGGCGACAACCGAGCUUCUCGAUAGAUUUGACACGACUAAAAUGAUGCGUGGCAUCUUUAAUCCAACCACGAUUAUCAUGACAUUCAUCUAUAUGUUGAAUAAUAUCACCGUUCAAGGUCUCGGAAUGUUUGCACCCACGAUUAUCAAAACUAUCUAUCCCGAUGAGGGGGUGAUAUCCCAGCAACUACAUACGGUUCCCCCGUAUAUUGUCGGGGCAUUCUUUACUUUAUUGUUCCCGUUCCUUAGCUGGCGCUUCGACAACCGACUGUUCUUCUGUAUUAUAUGUCCACCGCUAAUGAUAGUUGGCUAUAUCAUGUUCCUUGCUUCCGAAGACCCCAUGGUACGAUAUGGAGCGACUUUCAUUAUCAGCAGUGGGUCGUUCUCGUUAGGGGCUUUCUGCGCGGCGCAGGUCUCUGCCAACGUCGUGUCGGAUACCGCGCGGUCGUCGGCGAUUGGCGCAAUGGUCAUGUUUGGAAAUCUCGGCGGGCUUAUCAGCACCUGGUCCUUCCUACCCUUCGACGCCCCUGACUAUCAUAUCGGGAAUGGGCUUAACUUGGCAACUUCAAGUGUGUCCCUCAUUCUAGCCGCUAGCCUGUGGGCCUAUAUGGCCUGGGACAACAAGCGGCGUGAUCGAGUGGAUAUUGCUGCUGCCUUAAGAGGACUUUCGCAGCUGCAGAUUCAGGACCUCGACUGGCGUCAUCCUGGCUUCCGUUGGCGACCUUAG